This is a messenger RNA of Tauraco erythrolophus (red-crested turaco), 470 nucleotides long. The record is from RefSeq and is a predicted model, not a curated record. Lineage: Eukaryota; Metazoa; Chordata; Aves; Musophagiformes; Musophagidae.
GCAGGGUCCCCUUCAGCGCCGAGGGGAUGCAGACGGGGCUGGUGAACCCCUGGGCGGAUGAGGACGCUGCUGCCCAAGGUGGUGUCUCCCUGCCAGCACCCGGACAGGGCAGGCUGGAAGGUGAUGCAAACUGUGAAGUCCACCUGGAGAGUGAUUUUGCCACUUUUCAUUCUUCCAUGCCUGAUGCUGUCUCCUGGAGAAGCUCGGUAACAGGCUCCCUUUUCAUCCAGGGCCUGAUAGAGCAGUUUCAAAACCAUGCCUGUAACAGCGACUUACAGGAGAUCUUCCAAAAGGUCCAAUAUUCCUUUGGAAAAUUCCUUUGGCAGUUGCCAUCACAAGAACAGGCUACAAUGCUCAGAAAGUUCUGCCUCUUCCCAGGCCACUCAUCUCCUGCCCAUGGUGAAAAAAUAAUACAUGGACAGCAAAAGUGUUUGAAUUUUGGGAUAAUGCAGCAGGAAGCUCAGGCUUAA